Striga asiatica is the source of this 609-nucleotide messenger RNA. Lineage: Eukaryota; Viridiplantae; Streptophyta; Magnoliopsida; Lamiales; Orobanchaceae. The record is from the annotation of a GenBank genome assembly.
AUGGAGAAAUACUCUACAUCAAAAUCCAGCUUAAAAAAGAAGCUCAAACUAUUCGGGUUCGAAAUCAACUCCCCCAAUCAAACUCACCACGAGAUGUUGACUUCCGACGUUCACAGCAUUGACUCGUCAAUCGGCUCGGAAAAUAGCUUGAGUCCCACCGAGCAAACUAAGAAGAACAAAAAGUACGAGUGCCAAUGGUGUUUCAAGGUCCUAGCCAACUCACAAGCUUUAGGCGGACACCAGAACGCGCACAAGAAGGAGCGAAUGAAGAAAAAGUGGCUUCAGCUUCAAGCCACUCGAGCCGCUGGCUUGAGCCACUACCUCAAUAGCCAAUCAUUUGACGGCUCGUACGAAUAUAACUCGUCCGACUAUGAUUGUCCGCCUGAAUUUUGCCUCGAUGAGGGCCCACAAAUUAGUUUUUCGGGGGAGGAUCGAUUUUCGGGAUUCGGGUUCGAGCAAGAGUACGCGCAAGGAUUCAGUCUCACGCACUCUGAUGGAUCGUCGAGCUCGUCUUAUGAUUAUUUUAAUAAUUAUAAUGGUUAUGGUGCUAAGGGGAAUUUGGAUCUUCAACUAGGGUUAGGUGUGGAUUAUGAUGUUCCUCCUUUUUGA